Messenger RNA from Didymosphaeria variabile, 876 nucleotides. It is a transcript of the gene YVH1, whose product is annotated as tyrosine protein phosphatase yvh1. Bases 1 to 876 code for a protein of 291 amino acids. The record is from RefSeq and is a predicted model, not a curated record. Gene Ontology annotation, molecular function: protein tyrosine/serine/threonine phosphatase activity. Gene Ontology annotation, cellular component: nucleus. Gene Ontology annotation, biological process: protein dephosphorylation. The transcript has 5 exons. Lineage: Eukaryota; Fungi; Ascomycota; Dothideomycetes; Pleosporales; Didymosphaeriaceae.
AUGCCUCUCCUCGACAAAGUCCCGGGCGAGUUGAAGCUCUACAUCGGCGGCAUCUUCACGCCGGCGCAGCGUGACGCUCUCGAGGAGGCUAACAUUACUCACGUGCUCUCCGUGCUGCGCAUGCCACUCGACGACGACCUGUUCACCCCGUUCAGGCACCAUGCCGUCCAGGUUGACGAUGUCGAAGACGAGAACCUGCUCGAGCACUUCCCCGCCACCAAUCGUUUCAUCCAGGAAGGUCUCGAUGGCGGUGGCGGGGUGCUUGUACACUGUGCCAUGGGCAAAUCGCGAUCGGCCACAUGUGUCGUCGCUUAUCUGAUGCAAAAGCACCACAUCAGCGUCUCCGAAGCGCUAUUGCAAGUACGACAAGCCCGGUCGAUUGUGGAGCCAAACGAUGGAUUCAUGAAGCAAUUGGAGCUCUACGGUCAGAUGCGCACGCCAGAAAACGUCGAGGACACGCCUGCCUAUCAACGGUGGGUAUACCAACACGAAAUCGAGCUGAGUCGAGCGGUCGGUCAAGCUCCUGAAGCAGAGAAGAUUCGCUUCGAGGAUGAGCACGUUACCGAUCAGGCUGCGAACUUCGAGCUGAGAUGUCGCAAAUGCAGGCGGCCUCUCGCAACGUCACAAUAUCUAGUCGCUCACGGCUCAUCCAAGAGUGCCAACGAUCAAAGCCAAACACCAUCUACCGUAGAAACAUCUCGCGAUUGUGCUCACUACUUCUUGGAUCCGCUGUCCGAGUGGAUUGUGCCUGGAAUCAGCCUCUCGAAGAGUCGUAUCGACGAAGUGAAGAAGACCACGGUUUCUGAAAUUCGUCGUCCUCCUGGGUUCGCAGUGUCGUCGCCAGCCAAUGCCAACACCCCAAGGCAGAAUCUAUAG